GGGAAAACACAAAAAACACAAAAAGGGAAAGAAAAAGCGAGAAAGCGAUUAUGUUCAUUGAGAGAUUUUCUGAAAGACGUCAACCCAGGGUUCAACAGCUUUCUCAAACUGGUCGCCAAUUUGAGAGAACUUUUGGAGAACUUUUUCUGCCAAAUGCGCUCCAGAAAUGACAUGCCAACUGCCUUGGAGUUUGCAUAUCUAUUUGCGCCCACCAUUCGCGAGUCAUUGAAACAACUCACUGACACUGGCUUUGUCUACUACACUUCCCCACACUCUUAUUGUGAAGUACCACAUGAGAUGAAACUCCCGUUUCGAGACCUGCCUUCUUUGUCUGUUCCAUCGUCAGUAGAAAUGGCAAAAGAUGGCCAGAGGCUGAUGAGAGACUGGAGGGACAGCUUUGGUAAACCGGUCCGUCAACUGACCGUUCGAAAUCAAAGUACCAAGGACAAUGUAGGUACACUUCCAUUGUUCGCAUACACAACACCAGAUCAGCCUCCAAGACCAUUAGAUUUUUUCACCACAGACGACCUCACAGCUAGAGAAACAGUGGUCACAGCGAUUGAGCGGGAAGCUGUCAGAGGAGCCAUUUUAUUUGAGGCCAACAGUGUUGUGGUCGUCAAGCACGACCACAUACGUGGAUACCCGAACAGGAGACCCUUCUUUGUUGGAAUUGUCGUAGCUGAUGUCACCGACAAGGCAGAGAAUUAUUUUUGUGAUAUUGAGUUGUUUGUUUCUGCAUUUGAAGACUGUCUGCUAUUUACUUUGAAUGAAAGCGCACGAAUCCACCGAGAUGCUAUCGUCAGUAAAGUGGGGGAAGAGCAUUUUGAAAAAGGGUGCGAUUUUGUGAAAUUGACGGAGGUAUCAUACGAGACAUUUCUUCGAUACCAAAAUGACGUGGAAGACCUUUUGCCAGACAAAGAAGGCGGUGAAGAGGACAGCGACCUCGACUCUGAUGAUGAUGAGAACCCAGCAGACGUCGUCUUUGGAGGAAUGCCACUUCGCACAACAUCCGGAAGAACUGUAGUC
Molecule: messenger RNA, 1026 nt
Organism: Porites lobata
Lineage: Eukaryota; Metazoa; Cnidaria; Anthozoa; Scleractinia; Poritidae
Source: the annotation of a GenBank genome assembly